This is a messenger RNA of Mercurialis annua (annual mercury), 1126 nucleotides long. Its product is annotated as sphinganine C4-monooxygenase 1. The record is from RefSeq and is a predicted model, not a curated record. Gene Ontology annotation, molecular function: oxidoreductase activity; iron ion binding. Bases 158 to 934 code for a protein of 258 amino acids. The transcript has 2 exons. Gene Ontology annotation, biological process: lipid biosynthetic process. NCBI's taxonomy places the organism in Eukaryota, Viridiplantae, Streptophyta, Magnoliopsida, Malpighiales, Euphorbiaceae.
AAAAAUAAAUCUCCUUUUGACAAAAUAUUAGUUCUUCUCUCCUUCUUCCUCUUAGAUUCCAACGACCCAAUUAUGGAAUUGAAACCCUAAUGAUUAAUUCGUUUCUAUUUAUAGCACAAAAUCCCCAAAUUUUUUGAAACUUGAAAUUUUUUUAAAAAUGGGUUUUCAAAUUUCGGAUGAAUUGUUGGGUACUUUUGUUCCGAUCAUAGUUUAUUGGGCGUAUUCGGGAUUAUAUAUUUGUUUAGGGUGUUUUGAUAAUUACAGGUUGCAUACUAAGCAGGAUGAAGAUGAGAAAAAUUUGGUAUCUAAAUCUACUGUUCUUAAAGGUGUUCUUCUUCAGCAAUCUAUUCAAGCCGUUGUUGCCAUCAUCUUGUUCACGGUAACCGGAGAUGAUUCGCAGGAUGCUUCGGGUGAAAAACCGUCGCUAAUAGUUCUAGCUAGUCAGUUUGUUACUGGAAUGGUGAUUCUGGAUACUUGGCAGUAUUUUAUGCAUAGAUAUAUGCAUUACAAUAAGUUUCUGUACAAGCAUAUCCAUUCUCAACACCACCGCCUUGUUGUCCCGUAUGCGUUUGGAGCUCUCUACAAUCAUCCCGCAGAGGGGCUUUUGCUGGACACGAUUGGAGGGGUUUUAUCGUUUCUUCUCUCGGGCAUGUCUCCUAGAACCUCCAUUUUCUUCUUCUCGUUUGCUACCAUCAAAACCGUAGAUGAUCAUUGUGGGUUAUGGCUUCCGGGGAACCUUUUCCACGCCGUCUUUAAGAAUAACACUGCCUACCACGAUGUCCAUCAUCAGCUUUACGGUAGCAAAUACAACUUUUCGCAGCCUUUCUUUGUUACAUGGGAUAAAAUGCUCGGAACUUAUAUGCCGUACACUCUUGAGAAGCGAGAAGAAGGUGGCUUUGAAGCACGCCCUGCUAAAGACUGUAAAGCAGACUAAAUUUGUUGCAAAGUUUCUAUCAAAUUUUCCCCCUAUAGACUCUUCCUCGGUUUUUUGUGAUUUGUAUAUACAUAUAUUGUUGUGCUUUGGUUAAUAUAGUGAACAUGGAACAUAAAAAAUGAUAAAAGUUUUAGCACAAUGAAUUUAUGUAUAUAUAUGAUUGUUAUAGUCUUUUCGUCGAUGGCUUGAACA